Molecule: messenger RNA, 1966 nt
Organism: Anoplopoma fimbria (sablefish)
Lineage: Eukaryota; Metazoa; Chordata; Actinopteri; Perciformes; Anoplopomatidae
Exons: 11
Coding region: 153-1241 (362 amino acids)
Molecular function (GO): oxidoreductase activity
Source: RefSeq, a predicted model, not a curated record
AACGGGCUGGGCGUUUCCUAACUCUGUAGGGCUUGAAGAGGAAGUUGUCCGUUGUCUCCGUUGAUCCAUCGAGCAUCAGCAGAUCACCAGAACCGGAGCCAGGAGCGACGAUUAACCAUCGACCUGGGUCAGCACAAAGCAGGACAGUCAACAUGACCAGAUGUCUCAUUAAAAAGUCGGAGGUGCAAGGCUUCAUCGAGAGGUGUAUGACUAGCGUGGGCACCCAGCCGCAUCAUGCCCGCAGCCUGGCCGAGGUGCUGGUGGAAGGGGACCACAGGGGCCACUACAGCCAUGGACUCAACAGAAUGGACAUGUACGUAAAGGACGUCCAGACAGGAAUCUGUGCCAAGGACGGUGAGCCGGUGGUGGAGAAGGAGAGUGCAGCCACAGCACUGGUGGAUGGGAAGAACCUCCUGGGUCCUGUAGUGGGAAACUUCUGCAUGAAACUGGCCAUUAAGAAGGCAAAAGAGGCUGGCAUCGGCUGGGUGGUGGCACAUGGUUCCAACCAUUACGGUAUCGCUGGAUACUAUGCAAUGCAAGCUCUGAAGGAAAACAUGAUUGGCAUGUCGUUUACCAACACGUCCCCACUGGUGGUUCCCACACGUGGAAAAGAGUGCACUUUGGGCACCAACCCCAUCAGCAUGGCAGCUCCUGCUAAAGAUGGAGACAGCUUUGUUCUGGAUAUGGCCACAUCAGCAGUAGCACUUGGAAAGGUGGAGCUCCAUGAGCGGCGUGGAGACACCAUCCCUGAGGGCUGGGGCUGUGACGCCCAGGGCAAGCUGACCACCGACCCUAAGAGAGUUCUUAGCGGAGGAGGACUGGUGCCCAUUGGCGGAAAUGAAGCCACAGGAGGGUACAAAGGCUAUGGUCUGGGAAUGAUGGUGGAGGUUUUCUGUGGUAUCUUGGCCGGUGCCGAGUACAGCAAACACAUCCGCACGUGGAAAGUAACAGACCGUGUUGCCAACCUGGGUCAGUGUUUCGUGGCGAUUAACCCAGAGAACUUUGCUCCCGGGUUCGGCGACAGGAUGUCCGACCUUCUGUCCAUCCAUAGAGGGUUGGACCCUGCUGAAUCUGGCAGUCCCGUUUUGACUGCUGGAGAUCCAGAGAGGAUAAACAUGAAGAAGUGUGAGGAAAUGGGCGGUAUCCCCUACCACAUCAAUGUCAUCAACUACAUGAACGAAUGUGCCAAGAAAGUCAACGUCAGCCCUCUGCUGCCAUGUGACAAAGUCAUCUCCAAUUAGCCGGUCAAGUCGAGAUUCUCAGCGUUGGAAAUCGGCAACUUAUGCUCAUGAAGUUCACAUUCAGCAACUUGGGAAUCGAACCUUGUUCGCGUACAUUAUACAUGUUGACGUCUCAAUUUUAUUCAUUUUAAAAGUUAUUCCAAGUUUUAAUAAUAAAAAAAUGUAUAAUAACCAACACUUUUGUACCAUAACAAGGAAAAUAGCGUGAAACAAUUGCAUCCAAAUGUUAAUUUGUCUUCAUGAUGCUUUAACUCUGACUGCAAAAUGUAAGCAUUCUUUGUCCAAAGUUUGAGAAAGAAAAGUUAUAACCAUUGUGGUUUGUUGUCACUAACUCAGCAGUUGGGUCAUUCCCUGUUGGUGAGCUGUUUUACUUUGUUGCAGUUAUAAUGCAGUGCAAGUUUGUUACUGUGAUGUAAUCAGGCAACUGUAUGAUGCACAAGAACAUUUUAUUUGAUACUGAAUUCAAAAAUGACCAUGAGAAUGUUUUGCUACUUUAUAAAGUUCAAAUCCCCUUUUUACUCUAACAUCAUUUACACACAAUUCUUAUGUGCCUUAUUCAAUAAAAGCCUUACAAACCCAAACUUUUUUUUCUGAAAUGCCUCAUGUAAUUUAUGGACAUUCUCUGAAAUAUGUAUCCAUUAAUGUAUUGCUGUUAUUAUCAUGUUUUCCUUCAUUUAAAUGUUUACGGUGACUUGCAAAAGUACCCACCCAAAGUAUUCUUAUAU